Scatophagus argus is the source of this 4884-nucleotide messenger RNA. It is a transcript of the gene fbxo30a, whose product is annotated as F-box protein 30a. The record is from RefSeq and is a predicted model, not a curated record. Gene Ontology annotation, molecular function: zinc ion binding; ubiquitin protein ligase activity; protein binding. The transcript is spliced from 3 exons. The coding region runs from base 277 to 2490 and encodes 737 amino acids. NCBI's taxonomy places the organism in Eukaryota, Metazoa, Chordata, Actinopteri, Scatophagidae.
GUCCCACUCCAGGAUCAACACAAACGCCGACCGACUCAGAUAAGCGAAGGACUCUCAGGCGAGGAGCCAGCUACAGCCACUUCAUAUCACAAGAAGAUCUGGAGACAUUUAAUACUUUGCUCAAGUCGCCGUAGUUUCCGUGCCGCUGAUGCCAACAGAACUGGUGUAAAUAAAGAAGUAUUCGUAAAAUACACCCGGAGAGCCCCGUAACUUGGGGUUGAAUACUUCACACCUUUCCCCUGCCAAACCCGGUUGGGUAAAGAGUAGUGCAGUAAAAUGGAGAGCCUCCACUCCCAUUGCCUUAAAUGCAUCAACAGAAGAUGCAUGGUAAGACCAGAGACCGGUGUUUCCUGCGAUCUCAUCGGCUGUCCUCUUGUCUGUGGGGCAGUUUUUCAUUCGUGCAAACUUGAGGAACACCGCCUACUGUGUCCAUACGAACGGUUGCCAUGCCUUAACAGCGGAUUUGGCUGCCCAUUCACUAUUGCAAGGAUCAAGAUGGCACAACACCUUGAAACCUGCCCAGCUAGUAUAGUAUGUUGUACUAUGGAGUGGAAUCGCUGGCCCGUGAGCUACUCCGAUCGCAAGUCCUAUGAAAACUUGAGUAAAGACUUUGACGAGGUGGAACAGCUAGACAUGGCCUUGGCCCUGCAGGAUCAGAGGAUGUUGUUAGAAUCCCUGAAGGUUACGACCACCGUGUCAAAGAAUGGUGAUAAGGAAGGCGAUGAAAGUGUCAAAAUGGCCACGACAUCGAGUCUGCCAGAGACAAUGAUGGUCAAUGGAAACAUGGAAAUGGAAGAGGAGCCCUACAAUGAGCUGUAUAGAACCUCGGUGGAAACUAGCAGAAGUUUAGCAGUGGCCUUGGACAUCCUCUCCAAUUCCAAAGAUAUUGGUGCAAUUGUUGGAAAUUUAAAUGGGGAAAAGACCGACAAGAAUGGAGCCCUGAGCAAUGGAGAAAAUGGUGAUAGUCAUAAUGUUUAUGCUGCUGAGGGUGGGAAGAAUGUGGAUAUGCAGGAGAGUGACUCUGAUUCUGAGUGUGAGCUUGGAGCAGUAGGUGGAGUGGACUGUGCAGUGGGUGCAGAUGGAGAAGAUCCAUCUGACUGGGCAGAAGAAAAUGAUUUUGUGGAGCUGUUUUUUGAAGAGAAGGAAAACGUUAUUGAGGAGCCAAUAAAUGAUUCCGAUCCUGUUUGGCCAGAGAUGCCUCAGGAUUACAUGCCUGUUUUAGCACUGGAACCUCCUGUGCCUGAACAAGCACCACUUUCACCUCCAAUGCCAUUCCUGCUGUCUGAUCAUGUGAGAAAUAACUUCUUACAACACUUACCAACUGAACUCAGGUAUAGGUGUUUGGAGCGUAAACUACAGAAUGUAGAGGUGCUUAGGGGAAUUAGUAUGUUUACAUUUAACGGGCGCCGGGCUCUGCUGUCAGAUCCUUACUUGUUUCGAGCAAAGAUGGAGGACAAGGCAGUAGAUACAUCUGACCUGGAAGUAGCAGAUGACCCCAUGGGCCUCCAUGGCAUUGAUCUCAUCACUGCAGCUUUGCUGUUUUGCCUUGGCGACUCUCCGGGAGGCAGAGGAAUCUCAGACAGCAGGUUUGUUGAUGGCUACCAUAUUGACUUUGGUACUCAGACAUUCUCUUUUCCCUCAGCCAUUCUUGCAACCAACACCAUGGUUGGAGAUAUCGCCUCAGCCUCAGCCUGCGAUCACGCCAGCCCGCAGCUUUCAAAUCCAAGCCCCUUCCACACUCUGCGGCUGGACCUGGUGCUCGAAUGUGUGGCUCGAUACCAAACAAAGCAGCGAUCCAUGUUCACGUUUGUCUGUGGGCAGCUGUUCCGGCGGGAUGAGUUCUCAUCUCACUUCAAAAAUGUUCACGGCGAUAUUCACGCCGGACUCAAUGGCUGGAUGGAGCAACGCUGCCCCUUGGCCUACUACGGCUGCACCUACUCCCAAAGACGGUUCUGCCCAUCUGUACAGGGAUUCAGAAUCAUCCAUGACAGGCACCUCGGCUCAUUUGGGGUUCAGCCUGGUUUGCCCUUAAAAACCGGGGACGGCCUCCCGCGAAACACCUGCCACUUUCGUUCUCGGUGUGAUCAGUUCAGCAGUCUUCCAUUUGAGGUGUUGCAACAUGUAGCAAGCUUCCUGGACAGCUUUAGCUUGUGCCAACUGUCCAGAGUGUCCCGCACAAUGAGAGAAGUGUGUGCCAGUCUGCUCCAGAUGCGUGGCAUGGUCGUCCUGCUGUGGGAGAAGAGACGACGUCCUGAUGGGUCUCCUUCAUGGCAGAUCACAGACAAGGUGUGGCGGUUCAGCACAGCCUUUGGGACCGUGAACGAGUGGAAGUUUGCCAACAUCGCCAGCAUGGCCGACCACCUCAAGAAGUGCAAGUUCAAUACGAUUGCUCGUCGGGAGGAGGCGAUCCCUCUGCCUUGCAUGUGUUUCACCAGAGAGCUCACAAAAGAGGGAAGGUGUUUACGUUCCGUUCUCAAACCAGUAGCAUAAGUGUUUUUUGUUUUUUUUUUUUAAAUGAAAUCAUUUUCUUGGACAUUUCAGAGACCAUUAGAACUCAAAUACACACGUAUUUUCCUCCAGUGUUUACAGACUUUAAUCUCUUCCAACUUCAGAAUGACAGAAAACACCCAGUUGAACAAUUUAAAAUGUUGGCUGUUCUUUGCGUCACAGUGGAAGAAAAAUCUUGACCCCCCUCGAUAAGACAAAGCCAGUACUGUGCCGAUUUUUACUUGAGUGAAGGCUGACUUGCUGCAACCACAGAUCAGGACUGUGAACGAGCAAAUUCAGUUGCUAGCCUUGUAUCUUCUCCUCUGAUGGAUUUUAUUAAUAGCAGUGUACCGAAGUUGUACCCUCAUCUGCUCUGACAUUGUGUAAAUGAUCAGAUUGUUUUUGAUCCACAACUUUUUUUUAUUUUUGUAUCAAAAAGUCAGUACUGUGCUUCAAUGGAGGUGAGAGUAGAGCCUUAUGAUACACUUGAUUUUUCUAGCCUUGAGCUUGUUGAGAACAUCUUGGGUGAGAUUUCUCUGCUGCUUCGAGCUGGAGCGGUUUACUGGUAUCUUGCAUGGCUUUAUGUCUUCUCCUGAUACCUGGAGUGACCAUAUGUGUACCGCUUAGAGCCCACAGAUUUAAUGGCUUUAAUUCUACAUUUUAAGACUGACCAAACAUCUGUGGUAGCUGUGCACAAUGUAACGGACAGGAUGGUCGUGCUGUAUUUACUGUGGGCGUUGAUUUUUUUUUUCCCACCAGCAUCAGGCACAUCACCAUCAUCAUGUUGGGUGUGUUUUGGCACGUUGUCACGGUGACAAAGGUGAUCCAUAUUCUCCCCCCCCCCCCUCAUCUUUUCUCUGACUGAUAGGCUGGCAUGUUAGUCAGGUAGAUGAAAUGACACUAUUCAUCAACCAUGUGGCAGAACAUCUUAGCAGUGGUUGGCUUGUGGUUUGUCUAUUCUACCAGCUCUUUUCUCUCUCUUUUUUUUUUUUUGCAAGUAACCAGCAAUGGUUUGUAGGUUUUAUACAAAAAUCUAAAUGUAGCAAGAAAAACGAUGAAUGUACUCGGUGAAAACUAGAAUCCAUCCUCGACUGUGGUUAAUGAGCAGAAAACCUCCCUCAGAGUCAGACCUCAUGAAACCCUGCAGGCCAGGUGUUAAGACAUUUAACGGGCACAGGCUUCCCUCCAGUAAUGAGCAUCACUAAUUAUGUUUUUAUUCACUAUUUAACGUGGUUGGGUGUUUUUGACACUACAUGUGUUCAAAGGUUGUUGGCGUCUCAGGGUAGCAGCAUGAAGCUUUUGUCUCACAGCAGAUGUGUGUGGUCAACAGUGAAGCAGAGAACGACAGGACGACUUGUCAGCUACUUGAUUAUUGUGGGGUCUUAGAACUGACUGCUGUACCACUCAGUAUUAUAAAAGCAUAACGGAGUGUGUGUGUGUGUGUGUGCGCGCGUGUGUGUGUGUUGCAGUGCUGGACUAACAAAUUACAUGUUUUUCAAGUUUUUCCAUCAGCGUUGUGUGUAUAACUAACCGAAGUGGGCUGUCAGCAGAAAUGCUGUUCAAAUGUUCUUUUAAGUGAUUGGACUUGUUGAACACCUUUUUAAAUUUUUGUUUUUAGUUUGGAGUAGAAAAUAGGGACUAAUGACACUGUGUGAAAAUGAACUCAAAUACUUUUGCAGUGUGGAAUGCAAAUUGGUGAAAAACGUCACGGAUUGCUGGUAAGACAAAAAAAAAGGAUGCUCCUUUGAGAAAAUGAUGUUUUUGUUGUUUUUUUUGUUUUUUAAGUUUGAUGUAAAGCCCAAGCGAUGUCAGAACGAAGUCCGUGUUUAGUUCAUUUCUUUUCUUAUUUUUUUUUUUGUACUGGUACUUUUAUUUGGAAAGAAAAAGAUUUUGUAUUUGAAGUAUUGAUUUGCACAUGACGGCGUGUACUGUAAAAUUUGAACUAUAAUGCUGAGAGACUGUGUUUGCUCAUGUAGCGGGGAAUUUUUCUCCCUCAUGUUUUGCAUGCGAGUUUGAUGUCUUUGAAUAAUGUAUUAGUCAGUACAUUCAUUUCUACAGUUUAUGUCUCAGGCAUCGUGAAUCGAGUUAGUACAUUUUCAUUUAACUGUUACUUUUUUAAAAAAAAAAAACAACUUGUAAUCACAUGCCUUCAUUCUUCAGGUUUAAAGUGUGGGGUGGAGAAGAUGACCCGAGCAUUAAAUCAGCUCUGUUGAGGUUCAUAUAAAAUUAGUAACGCAGUCUUGGCAGGUUUCAACACUCACAUCGACUUCUUUGUUUUGUUUUCACUCCCGCUGAAGUGUUUUUUCACCACAAUAUGCCAGCUUCAUUUGUUUGACUUUUGAAGCAUUUUAAUAAAGAGGUUCUCAGUUUUUAAAUUCUGUUUUGUUUAUGUUUCUU